AUGCAGGAUUACUUAUUGAGACAACUGAUAGAAGAUCAGAAAAUUGAUGAAAUGGAAAAAGGUGAACAAAUGGCCUAUUUGGAAACGAAAGGACAUGAGAUAGAAAGAUUGAGAACGGAAAGUAAUGUAUGGAUAGAAAACGAGAUGUUAAAUGACAAGGAGAAAGAAGAAUUUGGAAAACAGGAAAUACAGGAACAAAUGAAAGAAUUGGAAAAAAAAAGAGACACAGAGGAACAAAUGAAGGAAUUGGAAACAAAAGGACACGAGGAAGAAAACUUAAGGAUAGAAACUGAUGAGGAACGGACAGAAUGUGGAAAAACAGAUGGUAAAUGA
Molecule: messenger RNA, 333 nt
Organism: Parnassius apollo (apollo)
Lineage: Eukaryota; Metazoa; Arthropoda; Insecta; Lepidoptera; Papilionidae
Source: the annotation of a GenBank genome assembly